AUUGUGGUGUUUUCAUCAACUUUCACUUCCCAAAAUCUCAUUGACCUACCCAGUGAAUCUCCUCUACCUAAGCCGGUACUUGACACAAAUGGUAAAGAACUCAAUCCUAAUUCGAGUUAUCGGAUUAUUUCCAUUGGUAGGGGUGCGUUAGGUGGUGAUGUAUACCUAGGAAAGUCCCCAAAUUCAGAUGCCCCUUGUCCAGAUGGCGUAUUCCGUUACAAUUCCGAUGUUGGACCUAGCGGUACACCCGUUAGAUUCAUUCCUUUAUC
Solanum tuberosum (potato) is the source of this 269-nucleotide messenger RNA. The record is from RefSeq. NCBI's taxonomy places the organism in Eukaryota, Viridiplantae, Streptophyta, Magnoliopsida, Solanales, Solanaceae.